UCGACUAAGAAAGAAAGAAGACAGGCAAGGCAGCAUUAGCAUCCAUAUCUGUCUAUCUAUUUGUUUGUUUGUUUGUUAAAUCUCGAUAAAAAUGGGGUACGACACGUUGCAGCCGUCGGGUCUUAUGUCGGACUUCAUUCGGCAGUGCGGCGGAUACGCAGUGGUGGACGGAGGACUCGCCACCGAGCUGGAACACCACGGAGCCGACCUCAACGACCCACUCUGGAGCGGCAAGUGCCUUAUUGGCUCCCCUCAUCUCAUAAGAAAGGUUCAUCUUGAUUACCUUGAAGCUGGUGCCAAUGUUAUCAUAUCUGCAUCCUAUCAGGCUACUCUCCAAGGGUUUGAGGCAAGGGGGCUCUCUAAGGAACAAGGGGAAGCUCUACUCAGGAAAAGCGUAGAGAUAGCGCGUGAGGCUAGAGACAUAUUCCGCAGCAGCAGGAUGAGGAAGCUUCCAGAUAAUUCUUCUUCUUCUUCCUUUGUUCAACCCAUUUUAGUUGCAGCCUCUGUUGGAAGCUAUGGAGCUUUUCUUGCAGAUGGGUCCGAGUACAGCGGGAACUAUGGAGAUUCCAUUACUUUGCAAACUUUGAAAGAUUUUCACAGGAGGAGGGUUCAGGUUCUUGCCAAAUCUGGCGCCGAUCUUAUAGCUUUUGAAACUAUUCCAAACAAAUUGGAAGCCCAGGCUUUUGCUGAGCUAGUUGAGGAAGAGAACAUAAAGAUCCCAGCUUGGCUGUCUUUCAGCUCCAGAGAUGGCUUAAAUGUUGCCAACGGAGAUCCAAUAACAGAGUGCGCCGCCGUAGCUGAUACCUGCAAGCAAGUGGUGGCAGUUGGUAUCAAUUGCACCGCUCCCAGAUUCGUUCAUGGACUCAUACAGUCGAUUCGGACUGUAACUGCUAAGCCAGUAGUCAUCUACCCUAACAGCGGUGAGUCCUACGACGCCGUUUCCAAGAAAUGGGUGCCAACAAAUGAAGAAGAAGAAGAAGAAGAUGGAGAUUUCGUAUCUUACGUAGCUAAAUGGCACGAGGCUGGAGCUUCCCUUAUCGGCGGCUGCUGCAGAACCACACCUAAAACCAUUAAAGCUAUAUCCAAAGCUCUUUCAUCACAUCAUCACACAGAUGAUACUUAGACUUUGCUUGCUCCUUGCUCCUACUUUCCCUUUUUAGUAACUAUUAUCAAUCAAACAAUCAAUCAAUAAUGGUGGUGGUGGUGGAUCUUGUUCGU
Messenger RNA from Impatiens glandulifera, 1218 nucleotides. Its product is annotated as homocysteine S-methyltransferase 3-like. Gene Ontology annotation, molecular function: zinc ion binding; S-adenosylmethionine-homocysteine S-methyltransferase activity. The transcript has 3 exons. NCBI's taxonomy places the organism in Eukaryota, Viridiplantae, Streptophyta, Magnoliopsida, Ericales, Balsaminaceae. The coding region runs from base 92 to 1123 and encodes 343 amino acids. The record is from RefSeq and is a predicted model, not a curated record. Gene Ontology annotation, biological process: S-methylmethionine cycle.